UACAUGGGGAGGAAGGGGGAACAGCAUUCCUCCAGUGAGAGGGUAAUAUUUUCGUUACCAUCAGCAAGUGCUUCCCAAGCGGCAUCAGGCUGGUUUGCCACCGCUUUGCGCUGUUUUAAUCUCUUGGGGUCUCCUUGAAGUGUUCCAGUCAUGGCUUCCAAAGACAUAUCUUGGUAUAUGAAGAAGCGUGUGGGCCAAGUCAAAACUGAUUACGCGUAUCAUCACACUAAACAUGUUGUCAAGCAGCAUACGGAAAGGAAAUCAAGCUCUAAAUCGGUGAGCCAGGUACAGGCCCAGGCCACAGAGGCGAUGGCGGAACCAGCCUAUAUCAUACCGGUGUUCCGGCAGAGGACUGCUGAGGAGACUGAGGAGUACCAGAGAGUGUCUACAAAUGUUGGGAAGGGACUGGCUGUUAUUCAGGAGGAGCUUCACAGGAUGAGGAUUGCUACUAAGGCUCAAGUGGAGAGCCUUGAGAUCCAGAGAGAGGUUAGGGGAAGGAUGACUAGGAGGGGGGACUUGUUGGACGACGUCCCCAAGAUGCCGGACUUCCUGGUGGCCCUGCGGCCCCACACCGUGUGGGAGAAGACUCCCGUCAAACUCUUCUGCACCGUGGAGGGACACCCGAGGCCCAUCGUCAAAUGGUAUAAGGGCGGAGUGCCAGUCGACCCGCUGAGCGCUCCCGGAAAGUACAAGAUUGAAAACAAGUACGGAGUCCAUGGUUUGAUCAUAAGCAGGUGUGUGGUGAGUGACACUGCCGAGUACAGCGCUGUGGCAACCAACCAGUACGGCACGGCCACCAGCAAGGCCACCGUUACCGUGAAGAGAGCGUCGGGAGCCGCGGAGUCCUGCCAGCUUGGUCUCGUGCCCCACCUGACUGAGAUCCAUCCCAGUAAGCUGGAGGUCACCCUGCUCGACCAUUUCCAUGUCUCCUUCGGCGUGGAGGGCGGCUCCAUCAGUCUGGUGUGUACCAUGGUGGUCGUCCCCGACCUCCCCAACGUCCCACCCAUCGCCCAGUGGUACAGAGACGAUAAACUGCUGAAACCAAGUAAGCUGGUGGAGAUGAAGGUGAGUGGGAGCGCGGCCCGUCUGACGCUGCCCCACCUGGCCAAGGACGACGAGGGCCUCUACACCCUCCGCAUCUUCACAAAGGAUGGCACCGCCGAGCACAGCGCCUACCUGUUUGUCUCAGAUGCCGCUGCCUCUGCAGCCGGGGCCCCCGGUGCACCAAUGAGCGUAAAGGCGUAUGACAUCAACUCGGACUACGUCCUGGUUGCCUGGAAACCCCCCAACACCGUCAACGAGGCGCCACUCACCGGAUACUUUGUGGAUCGGUGUGAGGCUGGCAGCGACACCUGGGUCCAGUGCAACGACGCCCCAGUGAAGGUUUGUAAAUACCCGGUUCACGGCCUGAGCAUGGGCCACUCCUACCACUUCCGGGUCAGAGCCGUGAACAGCGCCGGCAUCAGCAGGCCGUCCCGCAAGUCGGACAAAGUGACCGCAAUGGACGCCGCUGAGCACGAGAGGCUGCAAGGUACCGACGAAGGCGUCCCCUCUGCUCCUGGUCAGGUUGUUGCCACCAGGAACACCAAGUCAUCCGUGUUCGUGCAGUGGGAGCCUCCCAAACAUCUGAACCACCUCAUGGGAUAUUACAUCGACGGCCGUGCCGUCGGAUCCAAGGAGUGGUUCCCCUGUAACCACAAACCCUUCAAACACACCAGGUUCGUGGUCCACGGCCUGAUCCCAGGAGAGACCUACGUGUUCCGCGUCCAAGCCGUCAACGUCUUCGGCCUCAGUGACGAGUCACAGGAGUCGACUCCCAUCUCCGUGGAGCCGGCCCUCGCGACUCCCAGCGCUCCCUUCGGCAUCACCAUGCUGAGCUGCGACGGCUCCUCCAUGACCGUGGCCUGGAAGAGUCCCAAACACUGCGGCGGCUCCAAGGUCAACGCCUACUACAUCGACAAGCGUGACGCCGACACUCACAUCUGGAAGGAGGUCAACCAGUCGUCCAUCACCGAGAGGAUCUGCACCGUCGACAAUCUGACGGAGGGAACCUUCUACGAGUUCAGGGUCCAGGCCGGGAACAUGGCCGGUGUCGGGCUUCCAUCAGCUCCCAGCACCCCCAUGAAAUGCGUAGCUUGGACCAUGGAGGAGCCAGGCCCAGCCUACGACCUGAGCUUCAGUGAGGUGAGGAGUCACUCCCUGGUCUUCCUGUGGAAGGCUCCGGUCUACACUGGAGCGAGCGCCGUCACUGGAUACUUUGUGGACAUGGCCAAAAAGGGCUCGACAGAGUUCGUUACUCUGAAUCAUGAAGCCGUGCACCACCGCUACCUGCAGGUGAGCGGUCUGGAGGAGGGCCAGUCGUACGUGUUCAGAGUUCGUGCUGUCAACGCAAACGGCGUCGGAAAAGCCUCCCAGUUGUCUGAGCCCGUCUGUGCCAAAGCUCUUCCAGGCACCAAAGAGAUCGUGGCUGGUGUGGAUGAGGAAACCGGAGACAUCUACCUGUCUCUCGAGGCCUGCGAGAUCUGCGAGACCUCCAAGUUCGUGUGGUCCAAGAACUACAAACCCAUCGGCGACUGCCCACGGGUCGCCGCCACGGCGCACGGCAGAACCUCCAGGUUGACUUUCACCAACCCCGAUAAGGACGAUUUGGGCAGAUACUCCGUGGUCGUCACCGACACAGAUGGAGUCUCUGGCAGCCACACACUGACCGAGGACGCCCUGAACACCAUGCUGGAGCUCAGCUAUGCCAUCAGACAUCCAGUUAUUCCUCUGAAACACGGCCUGAACUACGAGAUUCUGGAGAAGGGUCAUGUGCGUUUCUGGCUGCAGGCGGUCAAACUGUCGCCCGCAGUGUCCUACAGGUUCAUCGUUAACGACAAGGAGGUCACCAGCGGAGAGGGUCACAAGAUCAGCCACGACGUGGCCACGGGAAUCAUCCAGAUGACUGUGGAUCACUUCACCAGAAACAACGAGGGCACGUACACCGUCCAGAUCCACGACGGCAAGGCCAAAGCCCAGAGCUCCCUGGUCCUGGUGGGAGAUGUGUUCAAGGCAGCUCUGAAGGAGGCCGAGUUUCAGAGGAAAGAGCACAUCAGGAAGCAAGGUCCACAUUUCUCUGAGUAUCUGUAUUUCACUGUCACUGAGGAUUGCACCGUCAUGCUCACCUGCAAGGUGGCCAACGUGAAGAAGGAGACGACUUUCCACUGGUACAAAGAGGACGAUGAGAUUGUUCCAGAAACUCCCCCCAACGUCAUGUCGGGAGCCUGCGCUCUUCCCCUCCAUCUGUUCUCCAGGCAUGAUCAGGGUGUUUUCAAGGCCGUGCUCGCCGACGACAGAGGAAAGGACACAUCUACGAUUGACAUUUCAGGCCAUGUGUUUGACGACAUCAUCAAUGCCAUCGCCAAGAUCGCCGGUGCUUCUGCCUCUGACCUGGUGCUGCAGUGUACUCCAGAGGGCAUCAGGCUGCAGUGCUACAUGAACUACUACACGGAGGAGAUGAAGACCGUCUGGAAACACAAGGAGUCUAAGAUCGCCUCCUCUGAGAAGAUGAGGAUCGGAGGCACGGCAGAGAUGGCCUGGAUGCAGAUCUGUGAUCCGUCCGAUAAGGAGAAGGGUCACUACACCAUCGAGAUCUCAGACGGCGUGAAGACUCACACCAGGACCUUUGACCUGUCUGGACAAGCGUACACCGAUGCCUAUGACGAGUACCUGAGACUUAAGGCAGCUGCAUUUGCCGAGAAGAACCGCGGCAGAGUGGUCGGUGGUCUGCCUGACGUGGUCACCAUCAUGGAAGAGAAGUCCCUGAGCCUGACCUGCACCGUGUGGGGCGAGCCGACCCCUGAGGUCACCUGGUUCAAGAACGAGCAGGAGGUCACCUCCACCGAGCACACCAGGAUCAUGUUUGACGGCGGCAAGUUCGCCAGCCUCGUCAUCACCAAAGUCACUCCCGAAGACUCUGGCAAGUACAGCAUCAACGUGCGGAACAAGUACGGCGGCGAGUUCGUCGAGAUCACCGUCAGCGUCUACAAGCACGGCGAGCAGAUCCCCGAGCCCAAACUGGGACAUCCCAGAAUGGCCACACCCGCCGCUACACCUGCAACCACGCCUAUGCCGCCCAAGUCCCCAGCUCCCCACUCCAAGACCCCGACCCCCACACCUUCCAAGUCCCACACCCCAGCGCCAUCCCUGAAGAGCCCGACUCCUGCAUCCACCCCGAUCCCCAAGUCUCCAACCCCGACCCCCAAAUCCCCGACCCCCAAAUCCCCGACCCCCAAAUCCCCGACUCCACCUCGCAGCGUCAAGUCUCCAACCCCGCCCAGAUUCAUGAAGUCUCCGACCCCGCCCAGGAAGUAAGCGGCGGUGGUUGACGCCAGAGGAGGAAACACUUGCUGUUAGCAACACUGAUUUUUAGCAUGAGCGUGAAACCGUGUGAAGAAGUACUUACUUAGAUGUAGUCACUGUUACAGUCCCACUCUCUUGCACCGCUGCACACUCCGGACUACGACUCCGAAAGAACAGGCCGCUAACUAGUCCGGCACAGGUUACUUUUUCGAGAACUAGUUGCACAGUAGACACAGGAAAAAACCCACAAAAGAGGGACUUUUACAGUGGCUGCUUGACAUAAACGUCCUUCUCAGUUACUUCAUGUCAUUCAACUGGUCACAGGUGGGGUAAAAAAAUAAAAAGCAAUAACCUCAGAAAAGGUUGAUGUUAACGUUCAGUGUUUUAAAAGCUGCACCUUCCACUACGCAGCGUUAGUGGAAUGCCCCAUAUUCUUCUUUUUGUUUGUGGAUGUUAAAUGGUAAUUCUGGUUUAUUACAACUUGGGUCUUACUCAUGUAGUUUUGACCGUAGAAACAAACUCGUACUCAUCAGGGAUUUUUUUUGACGAGCAGGUUGCACAAACUUAUUUUGAAGAGAAAGAGGGAAAGACUUGAGGUUGGUGCUCCAAAGUUUUCCUGUUAAACGAGGGACAUUUCAGGUGUGCACACUUUGAGUUUGACCUCCAUAUAAAGUGGUUUAGAUAAUCUGGCCGUACCUGUUGUUGUCUACAACCUGUCUGAUCAUGUUGAUUGCCCUGACUGACUUUAUUGAAGUGAUGUCACCAUAUUUCUAGAUCUCUGCAGAGAGUACAAUGUUUUCAUUGUUGGUAAAAAAAAUAAAAAUAAAAAAAAAAUGUCCAAAAGUACAAAAAUAAAACCAGAGUUGUUAUGAACCAGAGUCCUUUAAGCUACUUUAAUCCCAGGUAGCUUUCAUCUGUUGGAGGUGUCUGUCUAUGACAUGUUGUGUCUCCCCCCCAAAUGCUUUGUGAUGGCAAUAAACUUUACUUAUCAACCUC
Molecule: messenger RNA, 5337 nt
Organism: Seriola aureovittata
Lineage: Eukaryota; Metazoa; Chordata; Actinopteri; Carangiformes; Carangidae
Product: M-protein, striated muscle-like
Exons: 34
Coding region: 151-4353 (1400 amino acids)
Molecular function (GO): protein binding
Source: RefSeq, a predicted model, not a curated record